This is a messenger RNA of Aegilops tauschii subsp. strangulata, 366 nucleotides long. The record is from RefSeq and is a predicted model, not a curated record. NCBI's taxonomy places the organism in Eukaryota, Viridiplantae, Streptophyta, Magnoliopsida, Poales, Poaceae.
AUGCUCCUAGGCGAUGGCGAGGCCGUGGGGCGCGCGGGUGACGGCGCCCAUGGCGACGGCGUCGAUGGGGCGACGAGGCCUGGGGAGGCCGGCGGGGAUGAGGCGAGGCGACGGGGCGGCGCUGGUGGGGGCCGCGAGUGCCUGGCAACGGCGGAGCGCCGGGGAAGGCAGAGGGCGCCGGGCGCUGAGGUGGUUGCCCCGAUCCAGAACGGGAUCGGGGAGUCGGGAGGGAGCGAGGGGAGUGGGGAAUCAGGGAGGGAGAAGUGGGAGGGGGAAGAUGCUGAGAAUGCCAUCAGCAAGCUCAAUGGGUAUGGUUAUGAUAACCUCAUCCUCCAUGUUGAGUGGGCAACACCCAGGCCUAGCUAG